CAGUCGGCGCAGCAGCCCCGCCGGGCCAGAACAACACGGGCGAUGAGGCCUGUCGCAGCCUGCGUCAUCGCGCUGGCGGCGCUGCUGGCGGCGCAGGCGCGCGGCGGGCUCAUCAGGCGGCUGAUCGCCGAGAACCUGGCCGGGCCGCCGGAGCAGCGCGUGGCCGCGCGCUACGAGUUCGACCCGGACGUGGCGGCGCGGCGGCGGGCCGAGUUCGAGGAGCUGCACGGGCCGCGCGGCGAGCGGCUGGUGGAGCGCCUGGGGCUGGGCGAGGACGGCUUCUCGCGCGAGCGGCGGCUGCGGCAGCGGGCCCGCGACCUGGCCCCGCCCGCCGCCGCCACACUGGCCCCGCCCGCCAACGCCACACUGGCCACGCCCGCCGCGUGAACUGCGGUGCAAGCCGGGACACGACAGCCGGGAAGCACGUCAAUGCACCAUGCGACACCGGCGAAAUGCAACAAAGAAACCAUGGGAUUAAUAAACGUAUUUAAUCAAAACUCUACUCACAUUACAAAAAUUGUAAGCUUCCAAUAUAUUAAAUUUAACGAAAGUAAAUUAUUGAAGCAUGGAGUUAUUACCAAAAAUGUAUAUGCUGAUUAUAUUGGAAAUUUUUUGGGGGGUAGAUUUCAAAGAAAUAUACUACCUAUUUGUAGCCGUUACCAUGAUGCGACAAUCGGGAAAAAUUUUAUAUAGUUUUUCGUUUCAUGGUCCAUAGAUCCCAAAACUAUCGUCAACACUCUCUCUCUCUCUCUCUCUAUAUAUAUAUAUAUAUAUAUAUAUAUAUAAACAAAAUUUUGUGGACACAAUAUAUAUUGCAAUUAAAAAAAAUCACUUCCAAACUGAUACAAAAAAUAUAUGUAAUUGAGGAAAAUAUCGGCCGAGUUUGUUAGUAGGCAAUAUCCGACCAAACUAUUGCUGCAAGUGUUUGAAAAAAUGAGGGGUUGAAUUUAAAAAAAAAAUCAUAACUCUCUUAGUAGGUACACUAUCAAAUUCGUUCAAAUUGUUUGUAAAUCUUCUAAUUUUUUACCUAAAACUUAUAUCUGAAACAAUUUUUGAUCAUACAAAAGGAGUUGAAAUAAAGGUAGAAAGACCAAAUAUCAUAACUUUUUUUAAAAAAUAUAUACUAUCAAAUCCAUUAUAAUUUAUUGUAAAAUGCCCAAACUUUAUCGAAAACUUUUGGCUGAAACAAUUUUUGAUGAAACGUACUAUUACUGUAAAAACAGGUCUUGAAAUUAAAAAUGAAUAAAUAAAUAAAAUUUUCUUUGAAUAAAAUUAGUCGAAAUACUUAUAUCAAUAGCCAUCUUAAUGUGACUUUAAACAUUUAGAUAUUUUUGCUUGUCGCAGAAACACCCAUUGAGUACACAAACAACAAUUAUUUCUUGAUUCGAACGGUUAUCUAUGCUGACUCCUAAAUGUAAUAAAAAUACAGGUCUUUUUUUUUGUUAGUGCUAAUAAUGUAGAAAUUCUUGGGCUCUGAAUGUAAUUAAACUACACAAACGCCAACUUUAUUUUCUCUCUAAUAAAAUAAAGAUAAUAAAUUACUCUGGUUAUUUUUCAAACCUCCAACCUUGCAAAUUACUUUCAAGUUUGCAAUUGAAUGCAUAUUAUUCAGAUAGUGAGGCUUCCUUGUCAACUGUGAUCGUUGAGGCACCAUGCUAAUGAUGCGAUGGCAUGGCGUUCGAUCCCAAGCCUCGUUAUGAAUCCAUAUAUGAGCCUAUGGUGGACCUAAACGUAUCGAACAGUUUAAAUGCAGUUAUUUCCGUGACAAACACAAAUUACCACUUAAUUUUUUUUAAUAUAAUUUAAACAAAAGCGUGUGUUUGUUUGAGCACCAUUUGUAAACAAACGCUGAUUUUGACAGUUUAGUUAUUAAAUAGUAAGCCACUGCUUGUGCCAUGCGCAGAAGACAAGAAUCAGUCUACAUCAUCAUCAUCAUCAUCAUCAUCAUCAUCAGACUAUGGCGUCACCCGAAAGAGACAGCAACUGAGGACGGUCACUACAGCCAGCAAUAAUGUAUGAUCUAAUCCGUAGUUGAAAUCUCAUGUAUUUAAAUAAAUUGUAGAAUAAACUGUUUCUUUUAAACCUUAAUUACAUUGUUUUAUAGUUUUAUACCAAGGUUUAACGCAAAUAUUUGUGGUAAAUUUGCUUUGUAGGUAAUUUGUUAAAGGUUUUGAUGUAAAGCAAAGUGAAAAAAAAUUGAAAGUCUCCAAUAUAAUGUUUAUCAUAAGUGAAAUUGUGUUGAGUUGAAUUAGUACCUGACCCUAUCUAAUAAUUAUUUUAUUUUCG
Molecule: messenger RNA, 2286 nt
Organism: Bacillus rossius redtenbacheri
Lineage: Eukaryota; Metazoa; Arthropoda; Insecta; Phasmatodea; Bacillidae
Exons: 2
Coding region: 43-387 (114 amino acids)
Source: RefSeq, a predicted model, not a curated record